Amphibalanus amphitrite is the source of this 2322-nucleotide messenger RNA. Its product is annotated as zinc finger A20 and AN1 domain-containing stress-associated protein 6-like. The coding region runs from base 19 to 675 and encodes 218 amino acids. The transcript is spliced from 2 exons. Lineage: Eukaryota; Metazoa; Arthropoda; Thecostraca; Balanomorpha; Balanidae. The record is from RefSeq and is a predicted model, not a curated record. Gene Ontology annotation, molecular function: zinc ion binding.
CUGCACCGUUCUCCGCAGAUGCAGACACAGCGCCGCCUGGCGGCCUCCCGCGGUACCACCGAGAGGCCGGCAGGUGGCGCCAGCUCCGGCCGCGAUUAUGGCGCGUACCGGAGGACACUCUCCAAAUUGGCGCGAAGACCGAGUCAGCCGUCCGAGGCGGCCGAGCCGCCGUCACCGGGCGCCGCAGAGCUGCCGGUGCUGUUUGAAACGGACGAGAGGAGAGGGGUCCCCCCGGAGCGUCGCCUGAUCGUCUCUGCGGGGGGUCAGCGACCGCGCACCUCUCCCCUGUAUCUCUCCAAAGACGACACAUCGCGACCCAUCAGUCCGGCGCUGAGUCUACGACCGACAGACGGCCGAGCCAGGCAGCUGUGUCGCAUACUCAGCGCCAGGGCUAACGCGUCGAGAACUCCAAACGAGACAAAGAACUCACCGAUACGAACAACACAGCAGACUGCGCCGAACGCUCCGCCUAGACCAAAACGGCCCAGGUGUCAGCUGUGUCGGAAAAGACUAGGUUUGGCGUCUGUUCACACCUGUCACUGUGCUGGGGUGUUCUGCGCUCAGCAUAGAUACCCGGAGGCACAUCAGUGUGGACAUGACUUUAAGACAGAGGGCAGGAGGAUCCUGGAGAGAGCGAACCCACUCAUCUUGGCGCCGAAACUGCCGAAAAUCUAGGCGGUUUGUGAGAGGAGCUGCCAAAAAAUCUAGGCGGUUUGUCGGAAAAGUCUGUCAAGAUCUUAUCGGGAGCCUGUCCUAAAUCGAGGCGGUUUGUGAAAACAUCGCCAAGGAAUCGGCGCAUUGUGCCUAAUUUCCACGCGGUUUGUGGCAAAUUGCUUGAGAUCUCGGUGACAUAAACACAAAAUGGCCUAGGACAGAACUAAUUAAGCUGUAGUAUUUUUGAACGAUCUCAUGGACUCGGCGAAACGAUAUAUUAGUUUAGUUUUUAUAAUCGCCAAUAUUUGGUGGUCAGCGAAUAAAAAAAUCGAUGCGCGUUUUUGUGAUCAAAUAUUCCAAGUGCAAUAGCGAAAAAUCGCUGAGAAAGGUGUGCGAUAUGCGUUAUAUCACCGUGCACAUUCGUCUCCCGUUCGAGAGUGGGAUUGUGUAUCGGUUGUUAACGGUAUCGCGCUAGUGAGCAGUCCAAUGGUGGAUCGAUGAAGUCAGGUUUGAUUUUGGCGUGUAAUGUGAGAGAGACUGGCAGAAGUCAUCAGUUGGCCUAUCCGAGUGGAGUGGACGCAGUUGUGGAACACGAUGUGGAGUGUGGAACAUGUGGAAUGGAGAGGCGAGCAGUGUGUGAAAUGAACGUUAGACUGGAAUGGGAAGGGACCGACAGAAACUUGGAAUGGAAGCUAUGAUGUGGAGAAAAGCGUCCAUGGAGUGCCGUGAAGGGACCAUGGUUUACAUAUAACCCGCAUGGUGUGAACUGUGUGAUCAGCUUUUGAACAGCACUAGUCACGAUAACUCACUCACGGUUAAAGUUUCGGUCACGGAAUGUGUAUCAGCCUGCGAGUGAUCUACCAUGAGAGUGAGAGAGUGUCUCGGUCAGAGUUACACACGGCGGUAUGGCUGAGUGUGAAACUCCCCAGAGUGGAGUUGUAUCCUGCGGUGAGAUACUCGCUCGGGAAGCGCGGCCCCGCCCGGUGAGACCGUCCAGCUCACACACGGCGCCCCCGUGGACACUCUGGGGACUAUCGACGAUACGGCACGUGACAUCACAGCCGGGUGUGCCUUCAAGACGCGAGCUGUUUGCCGUGGCGCUAUAGGCGUGACUCUGAGCCCAUGUUGAGGCCAUUGUUUGUCAAAUUAUCCCGUGAAACAGAGAGGUGUUGGUGAUUUAGCAUAGCUUCUUGGUUUGCCGUACAACUGCGUGCCUCUAAGCUAGAUUUGCUUCGGGUUAUAAAUGCUGACUGUAGCUAGCCGCGAAAAUUUAGAGUUCUAUCUCAUAAGGCGAGUGCAAUGCGUAUCAAAUAUAUCGCUUGUAUAGGAUAUACCGUCGUAUAUAAGAUUCACGUAUGCCUAUGCUACACUGGGCGCACGCAGUACAAUUGUGCAAUAUUUUGGCGUUACGGACAUAUGCUUAUAGUGACAUGCUCUAGUCUGCCGUAUGUCACUUGCUUCGGCCGUCUAAAUAUGCCGUGUUUUGUUUUUGUCUCAUUGCGUCUCAUUUCUGUAUAUCUAAAUGUCGGGCGUCUUCACAGCUGUUCAAUCUGUCUCAAUUCCAGCACGGAUUUCCUGCUAUAUAGUGACGUCACGAGGUAACUAUGACGUAAUGAGUGCACAGAUGACGUCACAGAGUCUUGGCUGAAAUACACUUUUGGAAAGGAA